GCGCUGCCGCUGCCCGGAGCGGCGCUGCUGGCGGCCGCGGCGCUGCUGGCGGCCGCCCUCGUGCUGAUCUGUGCGAUUGCUCACGUCACUGCCGUAAAAAUGCCAGCCUUCCAGCGGCACCAAGAGGAGAAGUUCUUCGUGACCGCCGCCGGGAAGGAGCCCGUGCCCAGUAUCUACGAUCCYGCCGCGAGGGAGCUCUCCGUCGUUGUGCCUUCCUACAACGAGGAAGACCGGUUGCCUCUUAUGAUGGAUGAAGCUCUGGAUUACCUAGAGAAAAGACAGAAACAAGAUCCUUCAUUCACUUAUGAAGUUAUAGUGGUUGACGAUGGUAGUAAAGAUCAAACCAAGGAGGUUGCGCUGAAGUACAGCAAGAAAUAUGGAAGYGACAAAGUGCGAGUGCUUCCUUUGGUAAAAAAUCGAGGGAAAGGAGGAGCAGUCAGGAUGGGUGUGUUUAGUUCCCGGGGGGAAAAAAUUCUUAUGGCUGAUGCAGAUGGAGCUACAAAAUUUCCAGAUAUCGAAAAAGUAGAAGAAGGUCUAAAAAAUCUUCAGCCAUGGCCCAAUGGGAUGGCUAUUUCCUGCGGCUCUAGAGCUCAUCUGGAGAAGGACUCAAUAGCAAAGCGCUCUUACUUCCGAACUCUUCUUAUGUAUGGGUUCCAUUUCCUCGUAUGGUUUCUCUGUGUCAAAGAGAUCAGGGACACACAGUGCGGAUUCAAACUUUUAACCAGAAAAGCUGCAGAAAAGACUUUUACUGCUCUUCAUAUAGAACGCUGGGCAUUUGAUGUGGAACUUCUUUAUAUAGCUCAGCGCUUGAAAAUACCUAUAGCAGAAGUUGCUGUCAACUGGACUGAAAUUGAAGGUUCUAAGCUGGUUCCCUUUUGGAGCUGGCUGCAGAUGGGCAGGGAUCUUCUUUUUAUACGACUGCGAUAUAUGACCGGUGCCUGGAAGCUUGAAACAAGAAAAUAUAAUUAGGUUAUUUGCAUUCUCCAAAUGUAUCAUUAUACUUAAUGGAACAUGAGAACAAUUUCAAUGAAGCAAAAUGGUGAUGAAAGCUGAGGUAAUUCUUCAUUGCUCCUGCUGUAYGUUCAUUCCUGCAACAUGCAUAUGUGUUAUAAGACUGUUAGUGGGGAACUUGUUUAGGAAAGAGAAAGCCUUUCUCAGAAGGCUUUUAUUUGGUAAUCAGGGGAUCUUACACAAAUUCACUCACAUAAAUAAAUACAUCUGCUUUUCUCUCAUCAUAUGUUCAGAAUUCUUGCUGGUAAAAUUUGUACAUGUUGAAAAGAAGCACUGUAUAUUCUACAGGGUGCAAUAUUCUGUCUGUUGUAAAUGGCCACAACCAUUUGUUUCUGUAGUAUAUGGAAAUUUACAGCCAUAUUACAAGUUGUAAUGAUCAAUCAUGCUUCAUGCUGUUACAUAUUUAGAUUCAAUGUUAUGGGAAAUACUAAUGGGUUUUACAUUAUUAUAAAAAUAAUGCUCAUAAGACUGUUCUAAGAACUUUCAGUGGUCUCUUGACAUUCCAAAUGUUCUUGUCUGAAGCCGAAAUAGUUUGUCUGAGAUCAAACUUUAGAUUGUCUCCACUGACUGUGGAAGUUCCAAGAGAAAGCACAUUUCAUUUUAAAAUGUUGUCUUUUAUAAAUAGAUCUGUUUCUUACAUCCUAAUGAAUACUGUAUGUUCAAGGCWAGGAGGCCUUGGCAUCUCAAAAUCUGUAGUAAAAAGGGCAUGGAAAAGUAAUUCAGAGCAUGCAAAAAUGAGACUCAGUGUACAUUGGG
Messenger RNA from Nothoprocta perdicaria, 1767 nucleotides. It is a transcript of the gene ALG5, whose product is annotated as ALG5, dolichyl-phosphate beta-glucosyltransferase. The transcript has 10 exons. The record is from RefSeq and is a predicted model, not a curated record. Gene Ontology annotation, cellular component: endoplasmic reticulum membrane. Bases 100 to 969 code for a protein of 289 amino acids. Lineage: Eukaryota; Metazoa; Chordata; Aves; Tinamiformes; Tinamidae.